AUGGACUCUACCAGCGUCGGCAACAGCCAGCAGCAGGAUCCCAGCUCCAACCAUCAGGCCGCCGCUGGGCCCUCUGGCCCUCAGGCCCAGGUCGUCCGACGCACUCCCCCUUGCAUCAACUGCGUCUACCGAUACUCGUUGGCGUGCUUGCAGAUCAACCGAUGGGUGCCUUGGCUGCAAGGAGCUCUCAAGGCUGCUGCUAAGCAUACCACCAUUGCAUGCAUCAAUGCACCUGUUGAACAUUUUAUCAUUGAUGUGAAGGAUGAGGGUGAGAUUGGAGAGGCUGAUAGGCAUGGCGGUGGCAUUUUUACUAUGACUGAGGAGUCGGAGGCUGCCUUUGUCGGUGAGGAGGAUGAGGACCAGCACGACACGGCUGCCAAUGAGAAGUUUUUGAAGAGCCUCGAGAGGGCUCAGCAGGCUAUUCUUGAAGCUUUGAGGGAGCUUCACGAGAAGAUGGCCCGGAAGCAGAACGAAGGCAAGAACUAG
This is a messenger RNA of Scedosporium apiospermum, 486 nucleotides long. RefSeq lists its product as uncharacterized. The record is from RefSeq and is a predicted model, not a curated record. Lineage: Eukaryota; Fungi; Ascomycota; Sordariomycetes; Microascales; Microascaceae. The transcript has 3 exons. The coding region runs from base 1 to 486 and encodes 161 amino acids.